This is a messenger RNA of Cydia fagiglandana, 2877 nucleotides long. It is a transcript of the gene STUB1, whose product is annotated as E3 ubiquitin-protein ligase CHIP. The transcript is spliced from 7 exons. Gene Ontology annotation, cellular component: cytoplasm; Z disc. Gene Ontology annotation, biological process: proteasome-mediated ubiquitin-dependent protein catabolic process; cellular response to misfolded protein; protein quality control for misfolded or incompletely synthesized proteins. NCBI's taxonomy places the organism in Eukaryota, Metazoa, Arthropoda, Insecta, Lepidoptera, Tortricidae. Gene Ontology annotation, molecular function: protein-folding chaperone binding; ubiquitin protein ligase activity. The record is from RefSeq and is a predicted model, not a curated record. The coding region runs from base 288 to 1157 and encodes 289 amino acids.
AAUGUCGAUAGUUUAUCGAUAUGACUUUAUCGACAUGGCUACAGCAAGGUGGUGUUAAAUUGUUAAUCGUACACUAAACAAAAGUGGCAACAGUGACAGCUCGCUGAGACACCGUCUAUAUAUAUAUUAUGUCUAUGUGGUUCUAAAACGUCAAUGUCAAAACAUUUCUGGAAAGGGGAAAAAUAAAAUAAUAAAAUUGGUACUUUCUCGAGUGUAAGAAAAUUGCGUAAAUAGUUUUUUAAUCUUUGUUGAGCGUAUAAUGAUAAUUAUCUUUUAGAACUUCAAAAAUGAGUAAGCAAAAGCAUAUGUAUUCUACCGCAAACCUUAGUGACAAAGAAUUAAAAGAACAAGGAAACAGACUUUUUAGUUUGCGUCGUUACGAAGAUGCUAUGAAUUGUUAUACGAAGGCUAUAAUAAAGAAUCCAUCAGUUGCCACAUACUUCACCAACCGAGCACUAUGCCACCUCAAGGUGAAGCGCUGGGAAGCCACUUGCCAAGACUGCCGCCGCGCACUUGACAUUGACUCUAACCAGGUCAAGGGACACUUCUUUUUGGGACAAGCUCUGGUGGAGCUUGAGUUCUAUGAUGAAGCUAUCAAACAUCUUCAUAGAGCCAAUGACCUUGCCAGAGAGCAAAAACUAAACUUUGGUGAUGACAUCGCUGCACAGCUCCGUAUUGCCAGGAAAAAGAGAUGGAAUGUUCAGGAAGAGAAGAGGAUCACACAGGAAAUUGAACUUCAGACAUAUCUGAAUAGGUUAAUAAGUGAAGACAUGCAGCGUAGAGUGGAAGCCUUAAAACUAGAGAACAAUAGCGAAGAGGAUGUUAAUUUAAAAACGGCGAAUAUAGAAGAAGAAUGUAAUAAUUACACCAGCGAGCUAAAUAAUUUAUUUGCCAAAGUAGAUGAUAGGAGAAGGAAACGUGACGUUCCGGAUUACCUAUGUGGGAAGAUAAGCUUCGAAAUACUAAACGACCCGGUGAUCACGCCGAGCGGCAUCACGUACGAGAGGAAAGACAUUGAAGAACAUCUCGAGCGCGUCGGCCAUUUCGAUCCAGUGACGCGCGUGAAGCUAACAUCAGAUCAGCUCAUCCCUAACUUCACGAUGAAGGAGGUUGUCGACUCCUUCCUUCAGGAGAACGAGUGGGCGCUCGACUAUUAACUGGUUCAAGUUUAUGAAGAUUAUGUAUGGGUAAUAGGGAAUGCAAAUUGGUUAUUUUUUGUAUGGAAAUAACCGCGGUUUCGGUUAAUAACCGAUUAUUUCCAUACAAAAAAUAACCGAAAAUAACCGAUUUGCAUUCCCUAAUGGGUAAUUAAGUUUAAAUUGUCAUGUUAUACUAUAAAUCUGGUUCAUGGUCCGAGUCCGUGGGACUACCCUUGUAAGAAAGCAGUCUCAUUGUUUGUAUAAGAUGCGUCAAGAUUGCCAACUAGGAAUGCAAUAACCGGCCAAACUUCAUAACCGAUUUCGGUUACGGUUAUGCCCGAAAAAUAACCGAAUAUCGGUUAUAAUCGGUUACAGUUAUUUUCGACGAAAAAUUAUAAAUUUACAAUGAAGUAAUUAAAAAAAUACAAAAAUCUUUAUUUUAGUACCUACAGUACCUAUUAGGGAAUGUGAGUAAGUCUUCGUUUUUUAAUAAAACACACCAAGUACAGUAGAAGUUAAAUAUGACCUUGGACGUGAUACAAUAUUUAAUAAAAAUAUUUAAUAAAUAAGAGAAGUAAAUUUGGUAUAUUCUAGUUAUUAAAGUCCACGAAUGACAAAAAUUAUAGUCACAUGCGUCACAGCCAAAAAAGGCAGGAUUUUGUAGUCAUAAGAUGAUAAACACAUACAAUUUAAGUCAUAAAUAAAUAGCCGAAAAUAACCGUAACGGGUUAUUCGAGUUUGCAAUAUUCGGUUAUGAAAUUUUGUCAAAAUAUUCGGUUAUAACCGAAUAUUUCGGUUACGGUUAUAACCGAUUUGCAUUCCCUAUGCCAACGGCCAAAAGAGAUGGGCCGAAUAUGGUUUUUCGACCCCACUAGGUGGGUUCACUAUUCGUCAUCGCUUUUCGCUACAUACGGUUUUCUCCGUGUUAUCGGCUACGCUCGUAGCCGGUAGCUCGCGCUCGCACUGAAUAUGUUAAGAGAGACGCCACUGUAUACAGGGUGAUUCAUGAGACGUGAGCAGGACUAAUCCUGCACACUCAGUAACUGAUAAUUGAUCGAUCACCGUCGUAUGUAGGUGAAACAACCACACUUUUUCUUAUGUUUCAACAUUUUGGUGAGGGCAAAUUUAAUUCUCUACAAUCAUGGUCACCCUACAAGACCUAAUUAAUAAACAUAAAACCUCUUACACGAAGAAAAUAAAAUGUGAAACCUGAGUGAGAUACGAGUUUUUAAAAGUAAGCAGACCGUGAUGACAGUGAUGACAUUCAAUUUGACACAGAAUAUCGGUAGUUUAGUAUUCUAAUGUUAGGGUGACCAUCUAUGUCGUAAAUAAAUUAAUAACUUUUUUUUUCAACACGACUAGAAAAUUAACGUUAACCUCACUAAUACUGGUAGGAAACAGUUGCUUAUAAUUUACGAAAUGCACAGUGUUAGUCCUGCUCACGUCUCCUGAAUCACCCUGUAUACUGAUACAUAUAAGUAUGUUUAUUUUUUCACAUUUACUUAUGUAUCUUUUUACUUAUUUUAAAACCGUUGGGUGCAUCGGCUACUGUAAAGAAAUAAUCUAUCUAUUGUAAAGUAGCCUAUUAUAGUUAUCUUUCUAGUACUCUUACACUUUCUAUGCAAAUUGAAUUAUAAAUGUUAUUUUAAAUAUUAAAAACAUCCGAGUGUAUAAAUAAAUGUAAAUAUUGUAUUGAUUUGUAAUAUUUUAAGGACCAUAAAUAUAAAUCCAAACUGCA